AUGCAGCAAACAAACAUUAAAAUCAUUCCUAAUACAAUUCCCAGAUACUCCCGUGAUGAGAUAAUCGGUGAAGUGGUAUCACCACUGUCGACCCUGCAGCUGCAGAGCGGCGAGGCCAUGGCUCUGUGCCGCGAGAUCCAACCGCGCAGUCUCAAGAUGCGCAGCGUAGGUCGCGGCGAGGUGCUGGUGUCGCUGUGCUGGCAGCCGGCCGCCGCCCGCCUCACCGUCGUGCUUCUUAAAGCGCGCAACUUGCCCAAGAUGGACGUCACCGGACUAGCUGAUCCCUACGUGAAAAUGUACCUGCUGUACAACGGGCAGCGCAUCGCGAAGAAGAAGACUCACGUGAAGAAGCGCACGCUGAACCCGGUGUUCAACGAGUCGUUCGUGUUCGAGGUGCCGGCCGCACCCAACGCCUCGCUCGACCACGUGUCGCUGGAGCUGCUCGUGCUGGACUGGGACCGGGUCACUAAGAAUGAGGUGAUCGGUCGCCUGGAGCUGGGCGCGGGCGGCGCGGGCAGCGCGCGGCACCACUGGCGCGAGGUGCAGGCCGCGCCGCGCCGGCAGAUCGCGGACUGGCACAAGCUCAAGGAGUGAACACCAUCACCACGCUGCAGUACAUCCCACCAGGGAAAACUCUACUCUAUCACAAGGAUGUAGAGUCUUAUCUGGCGAAGUGAAUUAACUCUACCUUUCCUAAUAUUGCAUAGCCAUCUCGGUUAUUCUUUGAACCCCACUUUUACGUAGAUCCAAGGCAAGACAUAUACCAUUCUUCUAGGGGUGUAUCAUGUUUUGAUGCUGUUUGAAUAUCUCAACGAACGAGAAAUACUUUAAAAUAAAGUAAAUAUGUAUCUUCAAAGAAAUGGCUCAUGAAUAAAAUGCUAUGCAAUAUUAAGCAAGGAUCAAACAUUCCCCUAUCAUCCUACAUGUUUUAUUUGUUAAUAACCAACAAAUGUGAUUUCUUUGUGUUCAGCAGACUGACUCAGUAUACCAGUUCACUCAGUCUGCUCAACUCAAAGCGUAGUAUCCUAUCCUCAAACGCUCACUGGAAUUCCAUUUAAUUUGGUGUAGAAUGUAUUAAUUUAUUUUUUGUCAAAAAGACCUCAAAAGGCAAUGUAUUAAAUAGAUUUAUUUUAAACAAUGACUGGCCAGGAACAAAUCUAUGAGCUUGCAGUCAUAUUUGUGUAGUAGCACUUCUUGACACGGACAGUAGCAAAAAUUAACAUCCAGCACUUUUAAGUAGACAAAUAAAAUAUCUGCAAACGUUGAUGAAUCAAAAAUGAUCAAAACGCUCAAAUGUAUAGAAGCGACAUUUCUUUAACUCUUCUGACUUUGACAUGUCACUUCCAUACAUUGGAAAGAUGCGAAGAACAUUAAAGAUGGUAAAAAUUACAUUUGUCUUCGGGGAUCGGGUAAGCUCAUAGUUCGGCCGUCAUAAUACUGGGGUUAAUUUAUUGUAUUCUUCACUUAUUAUUAUCGCACGGUAUCGAUAGGAGUAGGAAGGCAAAGCCAAAGUCCAGCGGAGGUAACGAACGUGUUUGUUUUAGAAUUAAUUUGUAAACUAAAAUGAUAUUGUAUAUUAGAUAGACGAAAUUAUUUGGAAUUUAUUCGCGUAACCCUUGAAACGCACAGCGUCCCCCAGCAUCCCCUUCCCACCCUGAGUUACAUUAUAUUGUCAAGUAGGAAAAGGAACCAUACACCAUGUCCUCUAGUAAGACUUGCGAUUGUGGAAAAGAGACGUCGCUCCACGCCGUGUAUUACACUGUCUUGUUCCCACAACUGAAAGUCUUUCUAUAAGAGGUAAUGGUGGGUUUCUAGAAAUGUUUAUCAGUUUGAUAAAAUGUAGACAAAUUAUUUCUGAAACGGGAAUGUUGCGGUCGAAACUAGAUUCAUGGAUUUGCAUUUCACUGACGUUUACCAUAACCAUAGUUGUCUAUGAUUAUAGAUCUUUUGUCGAAAAGAAAAUACUAAAUAACAAUGCUCAAAACUAAAAGAUUUAGUAUUAGCUAACGACCGAUAGUUAUUAGAACUAAACACUCCCGUUUUAUUAAAUAAUUAUCUGCAUACCUUAAUAUAAGACACUUGAUGUAAUGGAAUUCUCGUUAUUCACAUACAUAAUGUCAGAAAAAAUAAUUAAACACCAAGUAUAUAUUUCUGAAAAGUCGAUCAAAAAAUUUUAACCUGGGUUGAACAAAACUAUCGAAUAAAAUUGAAAUCUUAAUAAAGUUCCAAAGCGUGUACAGACAAGCAAAUCUAUGUAAGCACUGGUAAAUUAUUCUGCUGUAAAAAUGUCGCCACAUACAAUCGAUUGAGUGAAAGUAUUUGCAUUUUGUGAAUCACGAAUGACUACACAAUUCAUGACGGAUAGGAGUUUGAAAAUAACCGAAACACAGUUUGAAUAAAAAACCGUUGACAUUACCAUAUUACAUAGGCACUAGGUAUAUGUGACAUUUGUCAGCAACUAUAAUAAGAUCUUUAUGUAGUUACCUAUUUAGGCUGUGUACCUAGUAGCCUACAUCAUCACCGAGCAACACUGGCAGAAAGCAAUAGUCAAAAUACGAUGUAUUUAUAAAAUUAUUAAAAUUUUGUAGUUGUCAGUGUAUCCAACCCUAUUCGUGCUUCACAGCAUUCGCAGGGUUGGAGAUAGAAUACUCAUUGGUAUCAACUAGUACAUAAUAUGUAUAGUUUAUAGGUUAGAAAAAUAAAUCUAUUUUAUACCUAAAGUUACUUUGAUAGUUGUUUAGGUAUGUGUAAGCUCAGGACGAAGCUUCGAGCUUUAUGUCACGUAAUGUACUCUCAUAGUGUCGCUGUGUCAACAUAGAUGGCGCUUUCACUAAUGAUCUCACUUCAUAAUAAAUAUUUUUGAAAUCGUCGGACUUAAUGUAGCAAAUAUAUAUAAUUUAUAACCAGUAAUGUACUUAUGAUAUCUCAAAAAUUGUAGUGACAAUAUACGAAUUACAAAUACCUUAAGAGUACCCAUCACGUGUACAGUCACUCGCAAUGUAUCCUGAUAUUAAAUCACUGUUAACUUAGUUCAUAACUUCGUUGUCGUAGUGAGUCGUGGAAUUAAAGCGUAUCUAGUCAUAUGUUACAAAUUGAUGUCGCUGUACUUUUUGUUUAAUUAAAAUGUAAUUAAGUAUUAACUCCAUACUUUGAAACAUUCCAAAGUAAAUAUGUAAAUAGUCAUCGCUUGGAUCAUCGAUAAAACGCUUUCUCAUUCUAAUUGUUAAAAUAAGAAAUUAUAAUUAGAUGUAAGUACCUACUUUACUGUCACUAAAUGUUUCUGAUUUAAUCUCAUGUGUUUGUAUUUAACGCUGUUUCAAAACUGUCACUGAGGACUCACUGCUGCUUAGACCUAUGUACCUGCGAACAAAAUGUCUACUUACAACUAAAAAAGAAAAUUACUGUCUUACGUGCGUGCCCUAAUACUCCUUAUCAAAUGGGACGAAAGAUAAAAAAAAACAGUCUUAAGUGUAGUCAGUGUCAGUUUCUUGUUACAGUGUAUUUUCAUAAUUGUUCAUGUGUAGUAGAUGAAAAUAUAAUUCAUUCGCAACUGGUUUUUACCGCUAAAGAUUUAAGGUCUGUUUUAUUACUAGGAUAAGCUGUAAGUAAGUGGUAAAGAAGGAAGGUGUGAUUUGAAGUAAGCAAUGAAACAGACCGUAAGCCUGAUAAGACUCCAUUUUGGCACGACAUUAAAAAAACCUUGCAUCAAAAAAUAUCUUCAGCCAUUUUUAACAAUGUUUGAAAUUGAAAAGCUUUAAAUUCUGGCUCAUUGCAAAUGAUGCACCGACCAUAAAUAUUCUUUCGGCUGUCAUAGCCGCCAUUUUAAUUUUUAUAAUGUCUUGUCAAAACCGGGUUGACUUACCCAGAAUAUGUACCAGCACUAGUAGUGUAUAGGCCACGUCAUCCACUUCACAAAUAUCAGAUUUGUAUACUAAGGGAAUUUUAGUGAAUAAAAUUUAUUGACUGGUGCUUUCACAAUAAUUGUUCGUUUUAUUUCCCCUGGCGUUUAUAUCCCUUCAAUCGUUCAAUAAUAGAUUAGAAGAUUUUAAUAGAUAAGAAGCCAGGACAGGAGGUUCUGUGUACAUGAGAAACGUUUUUAUUCACUUAAUAGAAAGCAGAUUAUUAUACUCGUAUUUCGCCCAAUCCAGUUAGUCGUACCUAUAUUAAUGUCAAGUCGUAUCUACUAAGUUACAAAUGGAAAGUCGACUUUGCUAUGUAUCUCAGGUCGCUACAAAUAUCAACUCGUUGCAGUACGAUUAUCGAGCAGAAUAUGCUACGUACGAAUUCCAAAUCCAACGUCUGGUUUGCAACAAGUAUUAACUCAAGUAGGUAUGCUGCACAUGCGAAGUCGAAUCUUGAAAGUCCGUUUUGUCCAAAAUAUCGAAUGACCUACGAGCUAUUUUAAGUUGACCGUAUCACACAUGUCUAGUCAAUUGAGCUGAGGAUGCCAAGCCCAAUAUCGGGUUGACUACGAAUGUUAACUCGACUUUGCUACAAAUGUUAAGUUGCAUACGCAUGUGAUACGAAUUUGUAAUCGUUUUAGCUACGAAUCGGAUCGAUCAAAUCGGUUAACUUUCAUAUACCAGCGCCAUCUCUGUUUUGGUUUUGAUACUUUAACCUUGACGAUUCGUUUGUUGUAUUGUCAUAUUUGACUUACCAAUACCAAUACUUUACUACCUACACAUCGCCGCAAUAGGAUGAAGAAAGUCCAUGGGGGUUUAGUAGGAGCGAAAAAAAUAUAGCUAAAAUAAUAACAACAGAACUCUUAUCAAUUGUAUAUUUGAUAUCAAAUCUUAUUACAUAUAACACAGCUUAACAAAAACUAUUACAUACAAGUUGUCACGGCUCUCCCUCUCAAGUGCACCUUGAGGCAUAACGUGAGAAGCCUUAGAUCAGUAAAUGUCAUGUACGUGCUUAUUGUGCUCAGUACUUUAGAAUUAUAGUUGUGGCGGUCUUGGAAUUAGAUUGGAAUUCGUUAAAAACAAUCAGCUGAUAGGGAAACUUACUUAAUUAACAAAACAAAUGAAGAAUAUAGGCUAGUAGACAACUUAGCACUGAUUGAAUGCCUUAAAUGAUAGAUUUGUUGAACAAAUGUCACGAGUUUAAAUUGUUAAUAUAAUCUGACCAAUUCGAUUAAUAUAAGUGCUCGGAAAAGUGUUACUUGUCUACAGGCAGAAA
Messenger RNA from Trichoplusia ni (cabbage looper), 5178 nucleotides. RefSeq names its product synaptotagmin-4-like. Gene Ontology annotation, molecular function: calcium ion binding; SNARE binding; calcium-dependent phospholipid binding. Bases 1 to 594 code for a protein of 197 amino acids. Gene Ontology annotation, biological process: calcium-ion regulated exocytosis; vesicle fusion; regulation of dopamine secretion. The record is from RefSeq and is a predicted model, not a curated record. Gene Ontology annotation, cellular component: synapse; axon; membrane. The transcript has 5 exons. NCBI's taxonomy places the organism in Eukaryota, Metazoa, Arthropoda, Insecta, Lepidoptera, Noctuidae.